GCGUCCGCCGAGCUGGGCCGGAGUCGGGUCGGGGAACUGGAAGGUGAUGGCCCUGACGGAGGGCCGGGCGGCCACGUCUCGCGCUCUUGCUGCAGUUACUGCCGACGCGUCGGGCCGCUCGUCGUCAUGAGAGAAGACCGAGACCUGAAGCAAAGAAAUCUGCAUUACAAAAAAGUAUUCAAGGGUCAUGCAAGCCAACUGUAGCCAAAGAGCUGCAGGCAGUGAGGAUGCCUCAGCCUCCCAAUGUGUCCACACAAGAUUGACAGAAGGUUCUUGUCUUCAUUCUGGAGACGUGCAUAUCCAGAUUAACUCCAUACCUAAAGAAUGUGCUGAUAAUCCAAACUCCAGAAAUACAAGGUCAGGUGUCCAUAGCUGUAGCCAUGGAUGUGUACAUAGUCGCUUACAGAAUCACUCCCAUAACCAAGCAAGACAGCCUGAUGAUACUUUCAUGGAGUCUGGAGAUCAUGGUAGUAGCUCCUAUUCAGAAUUCCGAUCUCUCUUCAAGUGGCUACAAAAGAGUCUUCCAUAUAUUUUGAUUCUGGGUGUCAAACUUGUUAUGCAGCAUAUGACAGGAAUUUCUCUUGGAAUUGGACUGCUUACAACUUUUAUGUAUGCAGACAAAAGCAUUGUAAAUCAGGUUUUUCUAAGAGAAAGGUGCUCAAAGAUUCAAUGUGCUUGGUUGCUGGUAUUAUUAGCAGGAUCUUCUGUUCUUUUAUAUUACACCUUUCAUUCUCAGUCACUUUAUCUCAGCUUAAUUUUUUUAAAUCCUACUUUGGACCAUUCGAGCUUCUGGGAAGUACUUUGGGUUGUUGGAAUUACAGACUUCAUCUUGAAAUUCCUCUGCAUGGGCUUAAAAUGCCUAAUUUUAUUGGUGCCUUCUUUCAUCACGCCUUUUAAAUCCAAGGGUUACUGGUAUAUGCUUUUGGAAGAAUUAUGUCAGUAUUACCGAACUUUUGUUCCCAUACCAGUUUGGUUUCGUUACCUUAUAAGCUAUGGGGAGUUUGGUAAUAUAACUAGAAGGAGUCUUGGGAUAUUGCUGGCUUUACUCUACCUCAUACUAAAACUUUUGGACUUUUUUGGACAUCUAAGAAAUUUCAGACGGGUUUUGCGAGUAUUUUUUACACAACCAAGUUAUGGAGUGGCUGCCAGCAAGAGACAGUGUUCAGAUGUGGAUGAUAUUUGUUCGAUAUGUCAAGCUGAAUUUCAAAAGCCAAUUCUUCUCAUCUGUCAGCAUAUAUAUUGUGAAGAGUGCAUUACCUUAUGGUUUAACAGAGAGAAAACAUGUCCGCUGUGCAGAACUGUGAUAUUAGACCAUAUAAACAAGUGGAAAGAUGGAGCCACUUCAUCACACCUACAAAUAUAUUAAGUGUAUAAACUGUUAAGGCCACAAAACACUUAAGUGUUGUAUUCCAUCCUAUUUGACAGAUGAUUGCAGUGUUAAAUUGUGUGUUUUCUUGUUCAUGUUACCAAAAAGCAAUUGGAUAACUAGAACUAGUUCUUAGAGGAACUCAGGUAUUUUUUCCUGACAUUGUUUUCAGAAUAAAGAAUAUUUUUCUUAACAUUUUAAGAUACAGAUUAUCUGAAAGUAGACUUUUCUUUAGCAUUGACUUUUAUAAUUCCCAUUCUAAAAAUUCUUAAAAUUUUCAUAAAAGUUGUAUUUUUAAGUGAAAGUUCUAAAUGCUAUAUUUUACCUGUAACAAUCAGAUUUUUCUAAGAUUUACUGAGGGUGAUAUAUUUUAAUACUGUAUUCUCUAUAGUAUGGUUAGCAAUCAAUGAGAAUAGAUGAUUUAAAUUUAUUGUUUGUGGGCGUCAUACAUACAUACAAUCCUGCCAUUGGUUUUAAUGUUCAUGAUCUUGCUUUUUGUACGGUGCCAUGGACUGUGUGGACAUAACUAUUAAAAUAAUUCACAUGGAUUACAAAUA
Miniopterus natalensis is the source of this 1923-nucleotide messenger RNA. RefSeq names its product ring finger protein, transmembrane 1 (gene RNFT1). Gene Ontology annotation, biological process: positive regulation of ERAD pathway. The record is from RefSeq and is a predicted model, not a curated record. Gene Ontology annotation, cellular component: endoplasmic reticulum. NCBI's taxonomy places the organism in Eukaryota, Metazoa, Chordata, Mammalia, Chiroptera, Miniopteridae. Gene Ontology annotation, molecular function: ubiquitin protein ligase activity.